CUGAGUUGACAAGCAAAGCAGCGACUCACUCGCACUCUGGAGCUUACAGCACUGAGCCUCUCCUCUUUCCUUUCUCCUCUCCCUCACUGCGCCGCUUUUCUUCACCACUGGAGGACUUUUGCACUUCUGCUUUAUUGGAGUUUGAGGAACCACAGCUUCAGUUAGAGUUCUGAAAGGAAACAGAAGACCAGAGCAAACACAAAGGAUGGAGGAAAAGAAAGCACAGAAAAGGAGAAAGUGUUAAAAGAAAGGAUUUGUGUAAGGAAGUGGGGGCAGAGAGUUAGAAAAAAUAGACAAGAAAAACUGUGCAAGCACUAAAAAGUAGUAGGAAGUGAACUGUAGCAAGUGGAACACUUGAAGUGUAAGACUGACAAGCGAGACUAAGGAACACUGAAAGUGUAGCAGCCCUGGCGGCCCACAUGCCCAUCGAGUUUGUGUGCAAAAUCAAGUUCGCUGAGGGAGAUGAGGCCAAAGCGGCCCCAUCCAAAGGAGGUGGUGGCAGCCCGAUGGACAAAGGAGCAGGCAUGGCUGACCUGGCUGCUUUUGCCAGCUCCUCAUCCCUGCAUGGCCUGGCCCAGGUGUUGGGGUCAUCAGGAUCAGGCCGGGCAAGCAUGAGGCGGACAGUGUGGGCACUGGCCCUGCUGGCAUCACUGGUGCUCUUCCUGUACCAAGCCUCCCGGAGCACAGGUACCUACCUGGAGCACCCACAUGUGGCUGCACUGAGCGAGGAAAGCCGGCGUGAGCUCACCUUCCCUGCCGUCACGCUGUGCAACGUCAACCGCUUCCGCUUCUCUGCACUCACUGAUGCCGACAUCUACCACCUGGCCAAUCUGACCGGGCUGCCGCCGAAAAGCCGCGGCGGACACCGACCAGGCGAGCUGCAGUACCCGCCUCCUGACAUGCUGGACAUCUUCCAGCGCACGGGCCACCAGCUCGACGAUAUGCUGAAGAGCUGCAACUUUAGUGGACAAAACUGCUCCGUGCACGACUUCAGCGUGGUAUACACGCGCUAUGGGAAGUGCUACACCUUCAAUGGGAACAAGACCUCACCAAAGCGGACACGGCAGGGGGGCAUGGGGAACGGCCUAGAACUGAUGCUGGAUAUACAACAAGAUGAAUACCUCCCCAUCUGGAGAGAGACCAAUGAGACCACUCUGGAGGCUGGGAUCCGUGUUCAGAUUCAUAGUCAGGAUGAACCUCCCUAUAUCCACGAGCUGGGCUUUGGAGUCUCACCAGGAUUCCAAACCUUCGUGUCCUGCCAGGAACAGAGGCUGUCGUACCUGCCGCAGCCCUGGGGAAACUGUCGUGCAUCAUCAGAGCCAGUGAUCCCUGGAUACGACACCUACAGCGUGAGCGCCUGCAGACUGCACUGUGAGAGCGUCCAGGUGCAGAGAGAGUGCAACUGUCGGAUGAUACAUAUGCCAGGAAAUGCGGAUAUCUGUACACCGGCAAAAGUGAAAUGUGUUGACAGAGCACUUGCUUUGCUGGAGAUAAGCGCAGGAGAUCCAUGUGUGUGCGAGACUCCUUGUAACGUCACACGCUAUGGAAAAGAGCUCUCUAUGGUUAAAAUUCCCAGCAAAGGGUCAGCACGCUACCUCUCUCGCAAGUACCACAAAACUGAGGAGUAUAUCAGGGACAACUUCCUCGUCCUGGAUGUUUACUUUGAAGCGCUGAACUACGAAACAAUCGAGCAGAAGAAAGCAUACGACAUAGCCGGACUGUUAGGGGACAUUGGAGGCCAGAUGGGACUUUUCAUUGGAGCCAGUGUUCUCACAAUAUUAGAGAUACUCGAUUACAUCUAUGAGGUAAUCAAAUAUAGGAUCAAAAGAUUAAUGAGACCACAAAAGUACCAGAACCAACAGAGCCAGAGGAACCAGACGCAGAGAACAAAGAACCUCCGUGAUCUGAAUCUUAGGGCCCAGCUAACACCAAGCACCAUUGCAACAGUCAGACUAGAGGAAUUCAAGCCCAAGGAGGCUAGUGAUGGAACGAGAGCUCAACCACACAGUGUAUAUCCAGCUUCAGUGUUACCAAACCACCACACACAAGCCACUGGACAGCACGACUUUGCUUGCUAGGAGAUGAUUUCUCUUUAGUUUUCCCCACUGUCUCCUGUAAUUUCUCAUUAGACUUUUGGCCCUUGGAUGGAACCACACACUUGAAUUGGACAUUUAUGUUUAUCACCUGUAAAAGCUGCAGCCAAAGUCAAACCCACAGGGAGCUCACACUGAAUGCCCCCUUUCAGCCAGUCAAGGUAUGUGGCGAGGUGGGGGGUCAAACUGGUUCAAACCGCCUCCGUUACAUCAGCACGUGGUCGUAUUGGCAUCGUCUUGCAGUUGCACCGGUGGAACAAGGCCAGUUUGAUUCACACAUGCUCUUAUACUGCAUGUCAGUUAUGUUCUUCAGUAGACGUUUAGCAUUUAUUAUUAUUAUUUUUUACAUUCCGAUUAAUCUUCUCAGUGGAGAAGGACAAGCACAACACUCUUUUUUUUUUUUUUACCAGAGGGGUGAAAUUCCCAAAUCUUGUGUCCUUCAUUGUUAAUUUUGCAUUUAAUAAUACCAUUAUUUUGAUUAAUUCAUCAAAUAUGUUAAUUUAUUUUUAUCAUUUACUUUUGCUUUAAUUUUUUUUUGUAUUUCAUACUAUUUAAUUAUCAUUAUUAUUUUCUUUUUUUUUUUGACUAAAUACUUCAAAUUAUCACUUUUUUUCACACAUACUGGUAAAUUUACAGACAGUUAUCAUUUUUAGGGAGGUUUUUCAUUUUAGAGAAAUUGCCACACAAAAAAGCCUCAGCGCGUGUUCACCUCGAGGAUAUGACACAAGCUGCAUCUUAUUUUCUUAUUUUAAUCUGCUCAAAGGAUGACCAGAAAGGACUGAACUGCUGUAACGGUGUUUAAUAUGGACUGUAACUAUAGUAUCAAAAUUGAUCAUUUCUUAGUGCACUUGAUGAGAAUUUCUAACACACCCAUUUUCAGUGGCUGCAUUGCUCACCACAUUUUCUGUCUCGUAUCAUCUGAUUCAUUCAUACAUGUUCUCACAGAUCUUAUAAAUACACACAGUCCUGUUAUAGACCUUUGCUGGGAAAUGCCAACCGCAGUUCUCAUGAAAACAGAAAAUGCCAACUUUGCCGACAGGGCUGAAGUGAGUUGGCAAAGUGCUCAGUUAAAUCAUUUUG
Messenger RNA from Pangasianodon hypophthalmus (striped catfish), 3173 nucleotides. It is a transcript of the gene asic4b, whose product is annotated as acid-sensing (proton-gated) ion channel family member 4b. The record is from RefSeq and is a predicted model, not a curated record. Gene Ontology annotation, molecular function: ligand-gated sodium channel activity. The transcript is spliced from 10 exons. Gene Ontology annotation, biological process: sodium ion transmembrane transport. NCBI's taxonomy places the organism in Eukaryota, Metazoa, Chordata, Actinopteri, Siluriformes, Pangasiidae. The coding region runs from base 420 to 2078 and encodes 552 amino acids. Gene Ontology annotation, cellular component: membrane.